Messenger RNA from Erpetoichthys calabaricus (reedfish), 4610 nucleotides. RefSeq names its product KIAA0586 ortholog. Gene Ontology annotation, biological process: smoothened signaling pathway. The record is from RefSeq and is a predicted model, not a curated record. Gene Ontology annotation, cellular component: ciliary basal body; centriole. The transcript has 29 exons. NCBI's taxonomy places the organism in Eukaryota, Metazoa, Chordata, Cladistia, Polypteriformes, Polypteridae. The coding region runs from base 276 to 4487 and encodes 1403 amino acids.
GAUGACGCUGUCGACUCUAACAGAAACUUUUCAAAAGCGGGAGCGAGCCGCGCGGGGCGGAUGAGCUUUCUUUCGGCAUUCGUGUUUUGUGUUUUCGUUGCUCUACCAGCAGAAUACAUUUGAUGGUCUGAGAAGCAGGACAUGCGUGGAACAUAUUGUGCUGUUAUUCUGCUCGAGUCGUUUUGUUUACAACGUUAAGGAAGCUUCGUCACUUGCUUCGGUACUUUUGGCCGUAGGUAAUCCUGAAUUGAAACACCUGCCUGCUCGUCACAGACAUGAAUUCGGCCGUGCCUUCAUGUGUCCUGCCACCUGGAGCUCCGGACGUACCUCUGCUAUCGCGACAGGCUACGGCUACUGCUAUUUCUCUCCGUAGGACCGUCCCAAAAGAGCGGACUGUGGCAGCCUCCGCUAAAAAAUCCCGAGGUGUCCGGACUCCGCCAAAGAAGCCGGCGGCCACCCCUCCAGCGCUCCCCGCUAACAGAGCCGCGUCUCGCAAACCAGAGCAGCCAGCUGCACCUUUGCCUGUCAGUCUGCUCACGAGGGAUGAGGCAGCUUUGCACGGACCUCAGAAUCCUCGUCUUUCGCCGUUCCUUCAGGUGAAGCAGAAAGAUUCUGAGCAGUUGGACAGAAAUGGUUUCUUCAAAGUACCACCAGAGGGCGGGAAUGACGUACUGAUCUCACAGUAUUCUGCUGGACAGAAGGAAGCGGUGAGGGCAGCUAUUAAAAACAGAUCUCAUGGCGGCCCUUUGAAAAAAGAAGUAAAGGUGCAGCUUUUACAGACGCAGGCUUCUGAAAAGCAAAGAGGAAUGGCACACGUGAAACAAGAUGCCAGUGACACUGCUGAUGCCAUCCCACUUCAUCAGGCUCGUGCGUUGAGCUCUGCAGUCCAUGCCAGUGUCAACCUCCAUCCAGCGGUUCCACUGGCAACACAAGGGGGCUCAUUUUCUGCUUCAGGACCUGCUCGGCACCAGUUGCCUGGCAACCACAUCCAGGAUAUGCAUCAUGGAGGUCCGAGCUCAUCUUCUGUGUUCACAGCAGCCAAAGGGAUUUAUGAUUCCAGCAAAACCAUCACAAAUAUUUCCCCGGUGGAACCUCCAGCUCCACGUCGAUUUGCACCUGUGCCAAUGCCAAAGGAGGACAAGCUGCACAGUAACAAAGACAAGCCAGGAAGCGGGAGACCUUUGGAAGAGAUCUUUGAUCAGGAUGUUCCAGCGACACCACCGACACAUUUCGGGAAGGGAAGGAGUGCUGCCAUGGAAGCUGUGGACAACUCCCCUGAUAGACACAGUUCCAGCAGACAACUGAAGACAUUAGCUCAGGAUGCCCCCUUGCCCAAUCUGCGUAAGGAUGCCGCUACCCACACAGGACAAACAAACUGCAAACAUGUGCUUUGUGACUGCAGCAGACUGAACAUUGAAAUGCCAAGGCUGCUACAGGCUGUCACACCACAGGACGACCUGCCGCAACUUCCGCAGCCGUCUUUUCUCAAGAAAGCCCAAAUGCCUGAGUCGAUGUUUGAAGAUGUCAAGCGGACACUAACCGAGGUGGAGAAGAAGCGUCGAAUUUUGGAGGAGAACCUGGAUGCUAUCAUGCGGGCAAGAAGUGGAGACAUACUGCACUCGUACCUGGACGCCUUGUCUAACAACAGGGAUCCCACAGAAGAGGUUCGGAUCAAGAAGACGGUGGAUGCGUGGAUCAAUAUUAUCAAUAAGCAAAUCCAGGACGAAUUUGCUUCAGAAGAGAAUUUAUUAAAAAAGCAAGGAAGGAAGACAGAAGCACCUGUGCCCCCCUCUCAGAAAAGUACAGGAUCUACAGAAACGACUUCACUCAAAGAUGUGUCCCAACCAAAAAAACAGAUGAAAGCAGCUACAAGGGAAUGGAAAACUCCAAGUAAUGGUGGCAUCCAUAAAGCAGUUAAGGAGCCGCCUGAGAAGAGUACUGUACUGCAGAAAACUACACAUCGGAUGCCACUGAUGAAGGUGCCAUUUCGUGGGCCAAAGUCAGAGAUGGAGGCUGAGCAGUACCUUGAAAGAGUUUAUGGGAAAGCUCUUUAUCAAGGCCAUCGCAGCUCCCUCAAGAAAGGCCCAUAUCUGCGCUUCAGUUCUCCUUCGCCCAAAAGUAAACCUCUAAGGCUUCGAGUGGUGGAGAGCGUCAAAGGCGUCAAGAUGAAGUCUGCUCGCACCCAGACGAGUUCCAUUCCUGUUAAAACACAUGUCAGGCAACAUCUGCCAGAGAAGCCCACGGAGCGGGGUGUCAUCGAAUCUUCAUCAGCCAAAGGCCCAUACGAGAGCCCACUGAUGCCAGUGGCUAUUCCUUUAGGGAAGCCCAUCAUUGGCGGCUGGGUUGCUCCACCUGCUGGUUCCAGACCUCAGAAAAGCGUAACAGUAACACUGUCUGUGCCACCAUCACCACCGAGGAGUCAAGUGAAGAAAGCCAGCGUUGCCGUGGUACACAUGAAGUCUGAGCAGAAGGAACCUCCCCAUUUGACAGUGCAGGUGCUGCCAAAUGUGGACAUCGACAGCGUCUCCAGUGAAAGCACAACGCCAACACCUCCUCCUGCUCACGUGGACAUGAAGUCUCCUGUCCAAACGGAGGUUGAAGAAGAGCCAGUCGGCUUUCCCGGAUCUAAUUUUGUUGCUGUCAUUGAUACCACACAGCUGGAGUCUGAAGAUGAGGGAGACUUUCCAAAGAGCAUUGAACUUCACGGAGACACAGGUCCUAGCGCUGCUCCAUACCAUGGGCCAGUCUUCCCACCGCCCGCUGCUGUAGUCUCAUCAGCUCGUCAGGAUCUGGCCGAAGAAAGGAACGAGCACAGCAAGACGCUGGAAAGUCAGCUGGUGGACUUAGUGGAGAAGGAGAUCUUGGCGCAAGUGAUUGCUCACAUGUAUCCUGCUGACCAGCCUCCAGAGUUGGACAGCAACGCAGAUGAAGACAGUGUGGCUUCAGACAUUGUGGAAGCUGCAGGAGGUGCUGGCCUGCAACUCUUUGUGGAUGCUGGACUGCCAGUGGAUUCGGAUCUGAUCCGGCAAUUUGUGAACAAAGCAGUGGAGGAGAUUGUCGCCAUUAUGUUGGGGCAGAGAGAAGGCGUGAGCAGAAGUCGGACUCCCCCACCAUCAAACAGCAGAGUAGUCUCCCCGAUAUCUGUGAUUGCAACUCCAAUACCAACACCACAGCAGAGCCCAAGGCAUACUCCCUCUCCUCCACCCAGAAUGCCAACCCCUGUCAGAACCCCUGACAAUUCGGAGGAAGAAUCCACACAGGAGCCUGAGGACACACAGGAUGUCUCACUUCAUGCCCUAGCCCAAAGAGAAGAAGAAGAAGCACCAUUCAUUGUGGAAACACCGGCAUGUACUCCAGUGCCAUCUCCAAGAGUUCCAACUCCAUCUUCACCUUCGAUAUCGGAAAAGACUCCCAGUCCAGUGCCUUCUCCUCAUCCUAGUAAUGCUUGGGAGAAUGCUGAGCUGCCCCUGGAAGAAGAAGACCCCAGAGCUGAGAGUCCACGUUCCCAGAAACCAGUUGAGAUGUCUGUAGCUGUUGAUGAAGAGCCGCAUAGUCCCAUUCCACCUUUACCACUACCAGAACACUCUCCAUCACCUGAAGUACCAGUUUUGAUCAAACGCACCGAGAGCCCUCCUGAGUCUGCAUCUUCAGAGGAGAGCAGCGCUUCCCUGUCGGGCACAGAGACCGAGACUGAGAGCGCGGGCCGGAACAUCUCGGAGGGCGAGAUCCUCUUCAGCUCUGGGCAGAUGCAUGCAGCGAGAGCUUUUGCUGAAGAAGGAGUGAUUUUGCCAAAUCACAAUGAAAGCCUGUCCAGUUCUUUACGUGAUGCCCAUGACAUGGAUUAUGACCCUCCAAGUGAAGGACAGGUGAUUAGGAAGCCACACUACAAAAGUCACCGUGACCCUGUACUCUCUCUCCUGGUCAAAAUGAACCAGGGCCAGAUUGUUCAGCAGCAACAGCAGCAGCAGAUGGACUUCAGUGAGGACAGCAGCGUCGGAGAGGUCAGCGAGGGACAGAGGCCAAGGCUGACUAGAGCAGCGGAGGUCGUCAUGACUGGGCACUCUCUCUUGAAGCCCAGGCCUAUGCCGAGCAAACGAGCAAGUGAGCUGAGAGAGCGGCGACCUGCAUCACCUGGCCAGUGCAGUGCAGAAGCAGAUGUAGGCCGUGAUUCUGUGGCAUUUGAGGGGAGCCAGGGCCCCAUGAGUCUGCAUGAACUAGAAGAUGAGCCUGGCACUGUGUCUCAGGACGACCAGGUUCUGGAAAUGUCUGAAGGAGAGCACAGAGGUGCGCCGAUUCAAGUGAAGCCUUACGAUAGUCAAAUUCAGGUCUCCGAUAAUUCAGAAUCCCCAGACGAGGGCAUCGCUACACACCAGAAGGUUGGCCUGAAGAUGGCGCUGACACUGCCUUCUGCGCACACCGAGGAGCAAAGUGAAAGCCCCAGCGCGCUGGAGAGUGACACAGACACGUCUGCUGGUGACAUCUUUUGAUUGUAAAGUCUGUGCCAUGACCUGGCACUGUCCUCUCCAUUUUUGUUCUUUCCUGCUCUCACUUUAUCCUUUUAUUCUUUUCUACAUCUGCACUUUUAAUUAAUAAAACACAUUUUUCUUUUU